UAAAAUGGUUCCAGCAUAGAUAAAUACCCACCUUCUUCCAAUUGGAGAAACCCUAGCUAACCCUCUCACUCCCCUCAAGCUUUGAAUCCUUGGCGGGCUGCGAGUGCUAUCGAUUUAGCUUUUUAUUUUCAGCAUGUCGAUGGAAGAAGAUGCUAAUGAUGGAAAGAAAGAGGAAGAAGAGUUCAACACAGGUCCACUCUCUGUUCUGAUGAUGAGUGUUAAAAACAAUACUCAGGUGCUGAUCAACUGCCGAAACAACAAGAAGCUUUUGGGACGUGUUAGAGCCUUCGAUCGUCAUUGUAACAUGGUUCUGGAAAAUGUCAGGGAGAUGUGGACUGAGGUUCCUAAAACAGGCAAGGGCAAGAAGAAAGCACUCCCAGUGAACAAGGAUAGAUUCAUCAGCAAAAUGUUCCUCCGAGGAGAUUCAGUUAUCAUUGUUCUCAGGAAUCCCAAGUGAGAACAAUUGUGUCCCAUGUUUGCUUCUAAGUAUUCUGUUUAUCUUGAUGACAUUUGUUCAGUUUCAGAGGGAAAUAUUACAUUUAGUCCAUUUGUUUGUUGAAAGUGAAGGUCUUGUAGGCAUACACUUCAAUGGAGUCUUAAAAAGGCCCUAAUGUUCAGCAAGGGCCUGUUUGUUAUGAAAAUAUUUUCAAAACUUUUGUUUUUUUGUUUUAAGAAUAUAGUUUUUGACCCA
Molecule: messenger RNA, 691 nt
Organism: Dioscorea cayenensis subsp. rotundata (Guinea yam)
Lineage: Eukaryota; Viridiplantae; Streptophyta; Magnoliopsida; Dioscoreales; Dioscoreaceae
Product: small nuclear ribonucleoprotein Sm D2-like
Exons: 5
Coding region: 134-457 (107 amino acids)
Biological process (GO): RNA splicing; spliceosomal snRNP assembly
Cellular component (GO): U5 snRNP; U1 snRNP; precatalytic spliceosome
Molecular function (GO): RNA binding
Source: RefSeq, a predicted model, not a curated record